ACUUUCAAACUUUUUUCUCAGCUGUGGCUGGCUCUUUUGAGCAUCUGCCAUAGAUUGGUGACUCUUGGGUGUGAUUUACCUGAAUUUUCUCACCAUGGACCCAAACAGACAGGCAUGGUUACUGUCCAAACCUAUAGGAAUAGCUUCGGAAGCAUCUUCACUGGGACAGAACAUGACUAUCAACCCUGGUGCCUCCCUGCCUACAUUUGCAACCUUGCCUGUUCUCCCACCUGCCCCUCAGCCAGCACCCCAGUUAUUUUGGGAGCCCCCAGCACCCCUCGUGACUGCGGGCAUCUCUCCCAGGAAUCCUUUAGUCCUAUCUGCCUUGCCUGGGAUGCCUUUGGUGGCAGAAGAUGGAAGCACUACCCUGACAGCCGCUGUUCCUCUGAACAUUGUACAGCUCGGAACUCUAGGCCGCCCUGUCCAGCCUGUGCACAAUUCCAACAUUGUUCUCACUCAGGUGCCUCUCAAUUGUAACGUCCCUGGGACCCAAGGUGUGGGUAUGGGGUUCAUGACAACACCUGCUGCAAACAACUUCAUAAAUGCCCGAAUUGCUUCGGCGGUCCAGUCCCAAGAAGGAACAUGGGUCCUGGGUCCUCGCCCUCCCACCACACAGCAAGUUGUCCAGCUGGUUCCUGUCAGGUCUCCAGUGAACUCCGCACCACCUCCCAAAGGAGCAUAUGGAGAGAGUGGCCCCGCCAACACCCAAGCCAACUCCCCAGAAAACUACUUGUCCAAACCAGAUAGUGUCUAUGGGAAUUUCCGGCGCUGGCAACAUAUCAAGACACUGGUCCAGAGGCACCUGCCUCAGACCCCUGAUGUGGCAGCUUUCUCCUGCUUCCUCAUUCCAGUGCUUCGGUCCCUGGCCCGGAGGAAACCCACCAUGAAUGUGGAGGAGGGCCUGUGGAGGGGUCUGCAGGAAUGGCAGUGUUCAAGCAACUAUGACCGGAUGAUCUUCUUUGAGAUGGCAGAAAAGUUCACAGAAUUUGAGAGUGCAGAAGAGAUGGAGAAUUCAAGGCUAGAGGUAAUGAGAAGCAUCCAGUACCAAGUUGUUGCAACCACACCAAGGCAAGAUCCUCCAAGGCUCCCGGCUCCUGAGGUGGCUAAGGAACCAGAGUGCACUUCCAUGAAGACUGUCCACCAGACUGGCCCCGCCCACCUCCCAGAGCUCAGACCCCAGCAGUUAUGGAAGACUGAGAUGCCCAUGGAAAUUCCACCUGAAGCUGUGCACGAGUACAUGGAUAUCAUGGACUGGCUGGAGUCAUUCAUGGGAGAGGCCAAGGGAAAGGAGGAAGAUGAGAACAGUGGACCAGAGCAGGAAGGAGAUGACUUAUACUCAGACGCAGGACUCCUGAGCUACAUUGAUGAACUGUGCUCACAGAAACACUUUGUUGAGCAAGUGGAGGCCAUAAUCAACCCCCAGUUUGUGGCAGAAAUCCUAUCUACCAAACCAGAAAUGGACAUACUGGCUCUCGCCAAGGAGCUGGAGCAUGAGGAAGAACUCAUUGUUGACCAGCUGCUGGAGAAGCCCUGCCUGUCUUUGAAGAAGAAAGGAGUCGAGAGAGCACCCACAAAUCCUGGUGCCCCUCAGAUACCCGCCAGUACUUCUGUACCGUCUGACUGCCAAGAUGCAGAGAGAGAUGAGCAUGGUGUCCAAAGAGGAGCCAGUGCACAGACUGGUUCCUCACAAAUGGCUUCCUUAGACCAGCAGUGUCUUGGAGUCACCAGUGCAGAAAUAUGGGGGCCUAAGCCUGCUACGGUCCUCCCAAGUAAUCAAAGUUCACCCUCACUGGUAGACGUCGAAUACACUGGUAUUCCCUGUGGCAGAGGAACAUAUAACCAGAGCCCAGGAUCCAGAUGUGCAAGGAGCUUCAGAGUAGCUUCUGCUGUUGAGGACCUCCACAGGUCACUGGCCAGAACCACUGAGGACAAGGAGGAGCUCCACAGCCUGUCCUUCCUCCUGGCCUCCCAGUACAGGCUGGUGCCCUGGAGAGUACCUCACCAAGUGUGCCCCUACGCAGAUCUCUCCGACUCUGAGAGUAUCCCCAGACCGUGCCCAAAGUUAAGGGGCCUUAGCACUGAUCCGUGUCCCAUUGCCAAGUCAAAGAAGCGAGCUCUCUUUGGAAGCUUGGUUCCAAUGGCUAAGAGGCCUAACUUAGGCCCUGGUCAUGGGGUGUCUGAAGGGCCACUCUCAGCUCUGGAGUUGGCUCACCUCUCACAGCCUCAGAAGAGGAAGCAUGAGCCACUAGGUACCCAUAAGAGGAAGCGGAAGAAGAGGCAUUGAGCCUCCUGGGUGAUAUCCCCUUAAAGUGGGCAGAGAUUUCACCCUGCCUCGAAACCUAAAACCCCAGAGUGAGGGGAAAAAAACAACAACAGCUCUUGCUCAAUCAGGACUGAUCCAGCGGCUGCUAAGGGUGGAUCUAGAAGGUUAGAGGCACUGGGAAAUAAACACAGGGAUGAGGGGUGGGGAAGGGGUUAGGAGGGUGAGAUCACUUUAGAAGUUUUUAAGUUAUGGAAAUAAAGGUAGCUUCAUUG
Messenger RNA from Mus pahari (shrew mouse), 2535 nucleotides. RefSeq names its product NUT family member 2. Bases 95 to 2284 code for a protein of 729 amino acids. The transcript is spliced from 7 exons. The record is from RefSeq and is a predicted model, not a curated record. NCBI's taxonomy places the organism in Eukaryota, Metazoa, Chordata, Mammalia, Rodentia, Muridae.